GCUAAUUGCCAGCAUUGCAAGCCGGUGAUCCUGAAGUGGCAGCCGGCAAAGAAGAGACAAAGGCACUGCAUCAGGACACCAUGCCUUUCUUUGAUGUACAGAAAAGGCUGGGCCUUAACAUAUAUCGUGGGCUGACAAUCCAAAGUGCUGAACAGCCCUACAGGAUUCCUGCUCAAUGACAUGCUUUUGAAACAGAAUGAAUAGAGUGUGCACACGGAAUUAGUGGUAUCCGGGCAGAGAAAGAGUGCAAGACAAAAUUUGAUGAUUUUGUUGAAAGUCUGCUUUGGCACAAAACAAUGAGACAUGUGAGUACCAUCAAGAAGCAGAAAGAUAAGCUGGUAAAGGGAGGGAAGUACACUCCUCCUCACCACCUGGGCAAGGGGGUGCCUAGGCCCUGAACAGAGAGCAGCAGCUAAUGGCUGGAGGCUGAUUUUCAUGUUCUCCUCCACUGGAAAGAUUAUUUAUCAGUGUGUAAAACCUCUUUGUCAGUGUGUAAAAAUAAAGGAUUGCUCCAUCCUAAAAAAAAUAAAUAAAAGCUAAUUGCCAGGGACUUUCCAAAAGUGAUUAAAGAUGUCAACUUACAUAUUUAACA
Molecule: messenger RNA, 592 nt
Organism: Lemur catta (Ring-tailed lemur)
Lineage: Eukaryota; Metazoa; Chordata; Mammalia; Primates; Lemuridae
Product: NADH dehydrogenase [ubiquinone] iron-sulfur protein 5-like
Exons: 1
Biological process (GO): mitochondrial respiratory chain complex I assembly
Source: RefSeq, a predicted model, not a curated record